Colletotrichum navitas is the source of this 1389-nucleotide messenger RNA. RefSeq names its product endoglucanase. Bases 1 to 1185 code for a protein of 394 amino acids. The record is from RefSeq and is a predicted model, not a curated record. Lineage: Eukaryota; Fungi; Ascomycota; Sordariomycetes; Glomerellales; Glomerellaceae. The transcript is spliced from 3 exons.
AUGUAUGAAGUCUCGAUCCUCGUCUCGAUACUAGCAUCGAAAAUCUUAGCACACGUCGUCCUUGAGAACCCAAAGCCCUUCAAAUUUGCCGCUGACGGUCCUACUAACCCAAUUUCUAGCACAGGCGACGACUUUCCUUGUAAAAUGCUACAUGCCGGGCCUACCUACGAGGUUGACGGAUCUCCCACGUCCAUGGCUAUCGGGGAGACUUUCGAAGCGACUUUUAAGGGGCAGGCUGCACACGGGGGCGGUAGCUGCCAGUUUGCUCUUAGCGCCGAUGCAAAGCCAACGAGAUACUCAAAAUGGAUGGCCAUCCACUCUAUUGAAGGCGGAUGUCCGGCUCGCAACCAGAAGGACAACCUCAAGGGCCCGAACAAAGAUAAGUACCCUUUCACAAUCCCUAACAGUAUCACACCGGGCGAGUAUGUUUUUGCUUGGAUCUGGCUCGCUAGGUACAUGAAUUGUGCUCCUGCUACUAUCACCGGCAUGAAGAAAAAGCGUGAGAAUUUUGCUGACCGCCGCAAGUCGUUGGCCAGGCGCGAACAAUUCCCCGAGCUUUUCAUUGCAAACCUGGGUGAUAUCUCCGGUGGCUAUACCACCGGAGAGGCCUUAAACGCGCAGAUUCCCAUUGUACUCCCCAAUUCUGGUAUUUAUGUUGAUCACCCUGAGGGAAAGAAAAACCUUUUUAAGCACCCUUGUGAUGGAAACACUCGAGCAGGAUCACCAGCAGAACCACCUUUUGGGGGUAGUGCUACUUCUAGCACGGUUGGAACGGGUGCCUCAAGCUCGACAACAAAGGGCUCUAUUGUUUCCAUUGCCUCGUCUGUUGUCGCUGGGACAACUACUGCAUUUGAGAGGCAUCCCAUGCAACCUACAUUGCCCACCAACACCGCAGUCUCAACCAACUUUGGCCCUGCGCCGAUAACUACGACUGUAACAAAUGAGGUCACAAUCACUGUAACUGCUACUAUCAUUGCUACCUCAAUUCUCACAAACACGACUCCAGCCCCUGGUACUUGUGGCGAGGACUACCUCACCUGUUUGCCGGAUGAGACUCAUUUUGCUACGUGCACUGGCGGCAAGCUGACUGGUCCGCAACCAAUUGCUCCAGGUUUCAAGUGUGCUGCGGGGGAGGGGGAGGGGGAGGGUGGGGGGCUACAGAUCUCGCCGACUGUGAUAAAAUAACACAGUGAUAGACACGAAGAUAUCGGCAUAGGAGUCUUGAGUGCCUUUUGCUGUGUUAGGAAUGAUGCGGGGGCGCAAACUCGAGAUCAUCAGAUGAGGAUCAAACUGAGAGACUACGAAAACAGCUUAUUCGUGAGAACAAGUCUUAUCAUCGUGUCUCCUCUCCAAAUAUAUCAGAUUUGCGGCCAUUAUGUGUGGAAGGGU